Molecule: messenger RNA, 942 nt
Organism: Vidua macroura (Pin-tailed whydah)
Lineage: Eukaryota; Metazoa; Chordata; Aves; Passeriformes; Viduidae
Gene: NKX1-2
Product: NK1 homeobox 2
Exons: 2
Coding region: 1-942 (313 amino acids)
Biological process (GO): cell differentiation; regulation of transcription by RNA polymerase II
Cellular component (GO): nucleus
Molecular function (GO): DNA-binding transcription factor activity, RNA polymerase II-specific; RNA polymerase II cis-regulatory region sequence-specific DNA binding
Source: RefSeq, a predicted model, not a curated record
AUGGUAGGAACGCGCUCGCGUUUCUCCGGCCGGCGCUGGCGGGGCGCGCAGUUGGAGGCACACGGGGACCCUCGGCCCCGCGCCCGGCGGGACGCGCUCCCCGCGCGGGGUCCCGCAGGAGCGAGGGAAGGGGGAGGCUGGAACUGGAUUUUAAGUCUUGAUGCUGCAAAGGGAAAAGUUCUCGAUAUCCGCGUGCCCUGCCGGGCUCCCGGCGUGCGGAUCAUCCUCUGCCGCCGGAGCGGGAGGGCGCGCAUCAGGGCGCGCCGCCGCCCCACCCCGGCGCCGGACGGGCCGCGGCUCUUUCCGAGGCACCGCACGGGUUUCUUUCCCCCAGCCCCCGGGCGCUCCUUUCCCCGGGGCGGCAGCGAUGCGCACGCCCCGGCGGAGAGCGGCGCCGAGGACGCGGGGCAGGAGCGAGACGAGGAGGACCCGAGCGGGGACGGGACCGGGACCGCGAGCCCGCCCGGGCCGGAGGAGCCGGGCUCGCCGCGGAGCGCCCGGCGGCGGCGGCCGGAGCCGGGCUGCGGGAAGCCGCGGCGGGCGCGCACCGCCUUCACCUACGAGCAGCUGGUGGCCCUGGAGAACAAGUUCCGAGCCACGCGGUACCUGUCGGUCUGCGAGCGCCUUAGCCUGGCGCUGUCCCUCAGCCUCACCGAGACGCAGGUGAAGAUCUGGUUCCAGAACCGCCGCACCAAGUGGAAGAAGCAGCACCCGGGCGCCGACGGGGCGGCCCCCGCAGCAUCCCCCGCGGCGGCGGCGGCGGCGAGCGGCGGCAGCCCCAGCCCGCCGGGCCCCGCAGCUCUGCCCUUCCAGACUUUCCCUUCCUACGCCGCCGCCAACGUGCUGGUGCCGCCGGCCGCCCCCUUCCCGCUGGGCGCCGGCCCCUUCACACCCUUCCUGGGCCCCGCGUACCUCGGCCCCUUCUACGCCCCGCACCUCUGA